CAUAUGGUCUGAUGACAACAGAAAUAGUCAUCUCAAUACGCUUAAGGGUGCCUUUUCCAUUUAAGCAGUAAAUAUGGAUAAUGGGCAAGAUGAAUCACCUACAAAAUAUCUAAUCUUUAUUUCCAUGGUUUUACAUGGUAAUACAUGUGGACAUGAUCAACUGGCAUGCCCCAUCUUUUCCCUAUUCAAGCUAAGCAAUGCUAGUUGCUAGGUCUUAAGUUGGAUCAAAUAUCAUAGGAAAAAUUUUGUACUACGCACAUUCCAUCUUUUAGACCAGCAUACUGGGGAAAAGACGCAGAACUUCCAGCACACCAAUGGAAGCUCAAUAUGUACCAAGAGUUGAUAAUCAAGAAGCUUGAUCUUCAUCCUUCAUACAUUUUUCUAGCAAGGCCUAAACAGUUGAGCAAGGUCUUCACGCAUUACAUAGUUGAGUAGGAAAGACUUGGAGCUUUUAGUGGAUUUAUGAACAUCAGUGGAACCUCUUAACUUAUGUUGCAGAAUCUGGACUGCACAAACUCUUUUUGAUAUAAUUUCCCAGAAAUCUCAAGUUUGGAUCCCAAAUGUUCCAACUUUGAUAUGGCAAGAUAACAAAACCAUUGCAGAUCAGAGCUGGCACAUAGCCUUAUGUUAUCAUUUUGUUCUGCGAACUUCAAAAUGUUAUACAACACAACACUAUCAAAAGGAACUCAUCCAUUCCAUCAAUUCGGUGUAAGCUUUUUUCUAAUCAACUAGAUCGAGUUGUCUUAAACACUUGAUCAAGUUUUAUUUCUGUUUAAUUCUGUCAGUAAAGGUUAGUCUUAGAGUUGCAUUAGCUUAAUUGGGUAUAUAUUGCUACUUCAUUUCUGAUAGUACUGAUGUGAAAUUGUGAAUGUCAGGCAUGCUUUGAAGCACAUGAAAAAAGGCAGCAGCAUAAUUUGCUCAACAUCAGUUAAUGCAUACAAGGGAAACCAGAAGCUGCUUGAUUAUACAGCAACCAAGGGAGCCAUUGUGGCAUUUGUAAGAGGAUUGUCACCUGAGCUAGUGAACAAAGGCAUCCGUGUCAAUGGUGUAGCUCCUGGACCAAUAUGGACCCCAUUGAUUCCAGCAUCUUUCGAUGAGGAGGAAACUGCAAACUUUGGCUCUGAAGUGCCAAUGCAGCGAGCUGGGCAGCCCUGUGAGGUUGCGCCAUCCUAUGUCUUCCUUGCUUCCAAUGCUUUCUCUUCUUAUAUAAGCGGCCAAGUGAUCCAUCCUAAUGGGGGGGUUGUAGUAAAUUCGUGAUGGGUUUGUGAAGGAGCCUUCUGGCUGGUGGUCUUUCAUGUCUUAAUGUAUUAGCUACUGCUGUUUCUUUUAGGCUAAGAGAUAUGUGUAGAGACUAAUGGUUGGUUUCUGUGUGAUAUGAUGUGUCUAGCUCUGCCUGAGCUCCUUUUAUAUGUCAAGA
Molecule: messenger RNA, 1417 nt
Organism: Rosa rugosa (rugosa rose)
Lineage: Eukaryota; Viridiplantae; Streptophyta; Magnoliopsida; Rosales; Rosaceae
Product: NADPH-dependent aldehyde reductase 1, chloroplastic-like
Exons: 2
Coding region: 892-1257 (121 amino acids)
Molecular function (GO): oxidoreductase activity
Source: RefSeq, a predicted model, not a curated record